UCCCCCCUCCCCCUUUCAGCCGCCAUUUUGCCCGCCGCCCCGGUAACCAUGGCGAUCACUCCGGGCCAGGUCUUUGCUUCGCUGCUGUCGGACGCGGAGAACGGCAAACGCUGCUGGCCCGAGCGCCGCGGCUCCAAGUCUCCCGUGCCUCCCCCUUCGGCGGAGCGGGAGGUGCAGGUCAGCGCCACGGCCGAGGUGUCGGCGCCUCCGAACCGGGCCCGAAUCUGCAUGCUGGUGGCCAGCCGGAAGGAGGCGGCGGCCGCGGCCAAGAGCAGCGUCACUCGGCGGCUCGAAUACAUCGUGCAGAGCGUCCGGGCACACGGCGUGAGGGAGGACGCUAUUAUAGUGACUAAGGAUUUUCGUCGAAUUGAAAAUGCCUAUCAGAUGGAAGCGGAGGUGUCUGUUAUAUUCAGUGACUUUGGCAAGAUGGAGAGUUGCUGUAACUUACUGGUGGAGAAACUAGAUCGUUCUGUUGUUGUUGGUUCACCUCAAUUCUAUCAUACAACUGAAGCUGUGGAAAAUAUCAGACGGCAGGCAUGUCUUCAAGCAGUUGCGAAUUCUCGACGUAAAGCAUUUGAAGUAUGCCGACUGCUUGGCCAGACUCUCGGCAGACCUUUGAUUGUUCGCGAAGAGGAAAUUAAAGAAACAGAAGGGUCAACCUCUGAAGCACAAGCACCAGACAGUACAAGACCAUUGACUAUACAGCAGCAAAUUAGCAAUGCAUCUGUGACUGUUUGUUCAAAAGUCUAUGUGACUUUUGAACUUAAAUCAAAAGAUAAUGUCAAAAGAAAUAAUUGACUAAGAUCCUUUUGAAUUUACAAUUAAAGCUUUUAAAUAAGGAAACCAGCUGAAUUUUCAGAAAAGGCAAAAGAAUGUUUCAAAUAUGUGCUAAUGCAGAUUUUGGAAAGCAAACUCAAGAUGCUAAUCCAUAAUGGUGCUAAUUUUUGACAUGUUCCUUAGUGUGGAUACAAUGGAUCCAUCAGUCUUGUGCAAAACAAAACCUGCAACUUCUCCUUAUUCAUCUCAUCACCAGUAACCAAAAUAUCAUGGAAUAUCUGUCAACUUGUGGCAAAAAAUGUCUUGGAACAAAAAGUUAUUGACUUUUUUAUUUAUUGAUGCAGCUAUGAGGCAUUUGUUAUUUUUGUGCAACAGUCAAUGUCAUCCGAUCCUUUUCAGCCAUUUCCCUGUCAUUUGAUCUCUUAAUCUUCUUUAUUAUGUUGAUACAAAAUGAGGAAGGAAACUAUUAUUGUUACAGCAUGUCUUUUCAUUUUGUUGAGCUUGUUGGUAUUAUGGAUCCAAAGUAAUGCAGGAUGUAAUUCUCUUGGUUAACUGCAGCAGUAUUAUGCCUGUCGAUGAACACAGUAGAACUUGCAAGAGUGUGUUGAGCACCCAACUAUCAUGGAGGCAUGGUAUGAAGGGAUAUCUGUCCUUCCACUCUUUAGUCCUGGGUAAGUGCUACAGGGGAACCAGUGGUCGAAUUUAUUUUUUUUAAAUUAUUUCUGUCACCCGAGAACCUGCUACCGUCAGGCCCACGUGUCCUUUGGAAGGUGGGUUACCUCAAUUCAUUGGCUGUUUUGGCCUCCAGCUAUGUUAAAUUCCUCCACAGGAACUUUUGAUUUAGGGAGGCCUACGCUCCAUUUCCACAAUUGUCAUUAAACAUGUGGGAAUGGAUGGAAAUUCUGUCACUUAAGGGCCAGGUUUGUAAUCUUAACUUAUGGUGGGUCUAUCAUACCCACAUCCUUAACUAUAUCCAAGCCUUUUCACUGGCAUUUCUCAGAGUUAUAGUAGGAACCUGGCUGUAUAAUUGAGAAAACUUGACUCAUCUUCCCCCAGGUCCCAAAACAUUCCUAGGAAAGCACUGUAGUUUCUAACAAUUUCUGUAAAUAUUCAAAUUCUAGUGUGUUAAAAUGACAUGUUUCUUUGAUUCAAUGUUGUGAACCAAUACAUGUUAGUGACAUGACAGAGUACGUUUAGUCAGAAUGGGAAAGUUAGAAGAUUUCUUAAUAAAACAGUUUAUUUUGCAAAAAAAAAUUUGUCUUAAAAGACAUAGAUCGUUUACAACCUUGCAAAUGUUAAUACUUAGUUUAAAUAAAAACAGAGACCUCAGCAGGUCUGGAGAAAGAAACAAAGGUCACAUUGAGUCUCCAGUACCACCUCCUCCCUCCACAGAUACUGCUCAGUUUCUUGAGCACUUUUUAAAAAAAAAUCAGAUUCCCAGCUUCUGCAGUAUUUAGCUAUUAUUUCAUAUUUAUUUAGUUUCAUCUGUUUGUUGUAAUCUACCACAGUUGCUCAAGUACCCAUUAUUUACACAUGGACCCCUGCUAUGCAAUUUGCUUCUCCAUACAAAGUACUUGGUUAUUAAAAACCUCAGUGACUUGCAUACUUCUGUUUGCACAAGCUCACUUACAUUGUCUGGAUUGCUAAUCUUCAAACAUGUGUGCAGAUCUUUAUUGAUAACUGGAUAACCAGCCUUCCCACAAUUUGGGUACAGAAACCCAAGCUUCCUUCUGUUCUUAUUCUAUACUUAUUUGUGGAUCUUUCUGUUUGGAUCAACAGAUACUCAGCAAGACUGAUUCAUUUUCUCAUUCUGGAGUCAUUAAUGUCAGUUGUUGCUACUGGUUAGAUAAUUAAACUAAAGAAUCAGUUUUCAAUGGGUUGAAAUCCCUGGCAUUGCUUUGAUGAGGCAUGAAUUAACCGUGAAACUUUAAUUGUAGCAAUUUUCCAAGGUCAUUUUCCAGGUCAUUUUCCCCAUAAUGUGUAGCUAUACAACCUGUGGCAGAGAUACUAGAGAUAUCAAAAGAUCUUUUCCUCCAAUUGGUUGAACAUUUCUUGUAAAAGUGUGCUGCAGGGUUUACAAUUGAUCCACUACUACUGCUGCAUUAUGCACAGUAAAACAAGAGAAACACAUUUUGGUCUCCCUAGCACUCAGCACUAAUAUGGAUAAAAUAUGUAAGAUGAUUUCACUUGCAAAAUACUACAAUGCAUUUGCUCCCAACUGCAAAUGGCUGUUAGGUAGACCCACAUAUGUCACUUUUGUCAGUGCGUCUUGAAGGAUCUCCUGCUGAUAUUACAACUGGGAGCUUGUGUAAUUCAAACUGAAAAAUCUAGAGUCGAGUCUGACAUAGGACCUGAUCUGUAUAAUGAUGUGUAACACCAGAUGGUUGUAUUAUCAACUGGGCUAAUAGUGAGAAUUCAGAAAAGCACUUCCUAAAAUCCAGUCUUUGCUAUUGCUCACAGAGGCAAUGAUUUAUGCAUUAAUUAACAAUAAUUAAAGCAGUUGUUCAAGAUGCCCAUUUUUUGCUCAGCAAAGCAGACCAUUUCCCUUGAGAGGAACAAUAACCAGUUCCUUGGCUGUAGUUCAAUGUCUAAAUAUCCAGUGAAAGAGCUGAUUUUUUUUUCUCUCUGAAGGAAUGUGUCUCAAUUACAUAUUCUACACAAUGCUUCAC
Messenger RNA from Hemiscyllium ocellatum (epaulette shark), 3446 nucleotides. It is a transcript of the gene irak1bp1, whose product is annotated as interleukin-1 receptor-associated kinase 1 binding protein 1. Lineage: Eukaryota; Metazoa; Chordata; Chondrichthyes; Orectolobiformes; Hemiscylliidae. The transcript has 4 exons. Gene Ontology annotation, biological process: canonical NF-kappaB signal transduction; immune response. Bases 49 to 798 code for a protein of 249 amino acids. The record is from RefSeq and is a predicted model, not a curated record.